AUUUGUUCAUUGAUCCUCUCAAGCCAGCCAGAUGUUGUUGCAACACUACUCAGAUUCCUACUCAACUGUAAAGUUGGCAAUAAUCAGUACCUUGCCACCGAGCGGCCAAAUAGAUCUUGCGUCCAUCUUAGAAUGCGACAUGUAAUACGAGUAGUGAUAUUAGUCAAUUGCCCCCUCCCUUGACCAACUGCGACAAACAAGUCCCAGUGCCAACUUUCUGUACCUAGCACACACAUGAUCCAUUCAUUGAGACAUGGCCAAAGGGACAUGCCGUUUGAGGCACAAUACCAAAAAAGGGUAGCUAAGUGAGAUUUUGCUGGACAAGCAAGAUACAGCAGGCAUCCCAUCCAAACGAUAAUAAAAGCACACACUGGCUUUGCCCCUCUCCUGGGCUCUGAGACUUGUAUUUUCUUUCUCUUUCUGUUUGAUAUGUCAGCCAGCCAAACCAAACUGAAAGAGGCAAAAAAAAAAAAAAAGGUUCGUCCAUUCUUUGCAGGUCUGGUGCUUCAGGAGGAAGGCACUGUCCCCACUCGGCAGGGCAGCAACUGUCAGGAACGCGCUAAAGGCUCAAGCCUCUCCCGGUGGCAGUAGCAGACCUCAGAACAGGCCCAACCCAAGGGCUCUGGACGGUGACGUGCCUAUCACAUCCCUCCAAACCCCCGCCUAACCCACUAAAGUCCUUGCGAAUUUUCCCUUUUAAAAUCAUUUUCCCCUCCAUCCGCCUGACUUUGACGCAUCUGCACUGCCGGGACGCUCAUCUUUUGCCUCCCUUCUUCAUUUUCUUCUGUGCACUCUGCAAAUUCACAUUUGCGCGCAACAUCACUCCCUAUCCCAAAGGAUUCCUUACACACUCAAGCAAAUAGAAGAGAAACCACCAACAAGAGACUGCGCCUUUCGCACACGACAUUCACUAUGGCGAGCGUCGAUGUUGCUGCCCUUGGCGCCGUCCCUACCAAUGGAGGGGCAACCGCAGCUUCCCACCCCUACACCUGCAACACCUGCACUGUUGCCUACAGAAACAUCGAUCUUCAGAGAGGCCAUAUGAAGAGCGACUGGCACCGAUACAACCUCAAACGCAGAGUUGCCUCCCUUCCCCCCAUCGCCUCCGAGGUCUUCAACGAAAAGGUCCUCCAGGCCCGCGCCGUCCAGAACGCUGAGGCCGAGAAGGCCUUGUUCGAACGCACCUGCGAUGCUUGCCAGAAGUCGUACUCGAGCGAGAAUGCCUAUCAGAACCAUCUCACGAGCCAGAAGCACAAGGUCCGUGUCGCCGCCAUUGCUAGACGCAAGGGUGGCGUCGCCGAUGAUGCCAGCUCUGUUAUGAGCUCUACCUUUUCCCUUGGCGAGCCCAUUGCUGUCGACAAGGAGAACGAGUUGGACUCUGAGGCCGAGGAGGAAUUCACCCAGGUUGUCGAGGGUCUCAAGAAGACCAACAUCCACGAGCACCAUGACGAGCGUCCCUCGCCCGUCAAGCGCCCCUCAAACCCCCACUUGUCUGCUCAGGGUCAGCGCGCCAGCGAUGAUGCCUCCAUCAACCGCGAGUCCGACUCCACCACCCCCGUUCCCUCGAAACCCGAGAUCGCCUGGACCCUCAAGUCCUGCCUUUUCUGCAAUUACGAGUCUCCUACUGUUCCCCUCAACGCCAACCACAUGGAGCGGUUCCAUGAUAUGUUCAUUCCAGAGAAGCAGUAUCUCGUUGACCUCGAGGGUCUGCUGCAGCACCUGCAGGAGCGCAUUCACGAGGGCCAUCAGUGCUUGUACUGUUUCAAGACCAAGAAGACGGCCUUCGCCGUGCAGACCCACAUGCGUGACAAGGGUCAUUGCAAGAUUCCCUACGACACCGAGGAGGUCCAGCUCGACAUUGGUGACUUCUACGAUUUCCGCAGCACGUACUCUGACGGCGAGGAGUCGGACGACGAGGAGGAGGCCGACCAGAAUGGCGGGGCCAAGCUCGGUCUGAAGCGCCCGACCAAGCUGGUCGGUGAUGAUGGCGAGGAGGUUGAGGAGGGUGUAGAGGAUGGCUGGGAGACUGACAGUUCGGCUUCUUCUCUCGACUCUGCCGAUCUGACGGCCUUCACUGCGGACGGUCGAUACGAGCAGUUUGAGCGCCUCGACAAGCACCCUCACCACUCUCGCGACGACCCGCGUACCCGUCACCAGGUGGAUGGUUGGCACUCGCAUGCCCACAAGCACACCCGUGCCGUCUUCUACGACGAAUACGAGCUGCAUUUGCCCUCUGGUAAGGCAGUCGGUCACCGCUCCCAUAACCGAUACUUCAGACAGAACCUUCACAACUACCCCACUGCCGAGGAGCGCGAGGAGCGCCUGGCCAUUGAGGCCGGCUCUGGCGACGAGAUGGAUGUGGAUGGCAGAGAGGUUGCCACCACCGGUGACCGCAAGACUCGCAACCGUGCUGUGGCUCGUAGAGACGCUGCGGGCAUGGCUGGUGCGACGGACAAGCAGAAGCGUGCCGUCCGACAGGAGGAAGUCAGAGGUCGGAGCACCGCCACCCGUUUCCAGAAGCGCUACGACUACGGAGUCAGCGCGAAGCUCAACAACCAGAAGAACCACUACUACAGAUACCUUGCGGGAGGUUGAUCAACUCGCCCGUUUGGUGCAGAGGGCGUUGGAUGGGGUUGGCUUUUGGUUUUAUGGAAUUACGUGGAACUAUUAAAGGAAUCGGCAUGCAUGAUGAAACUUUGAUGAGCCAUGCAUAGGCAAGAUAGAUUAAGUAGAGGCUGAAUUGAAGUCAAGUCUUUC
Messenger RNA from Colletotrichum destructivum, 2757 nucleotides. RefSeq lists its product as uncharacterized. The transcript has 2 exons. Gene Ontology annotation, molecular function: nucleic acid binding; zinc ion binding. Gene Ontology annotation, biological process: ribosomal large subunit biogenesis. The coding region runs from base 913 to 2595 and encodes 560 amino acids. Gene Ontology annotation, cellular component: preribosome, large subunit precursor. NCBI's taxonomy places the organism in Eukaryota, Fungi, Ascomycota, Sordariomycetes, Glomerellales, Glomerellaceae. The record is from RefSeq and is a predicted model, not a curated record.